Messenger RNA from Hemibagrus wyckioides, 3451 nucleotides. It is a transcript of the gene syngr1a, whose product is annotated as synaptogyrin 1a. The transcript is spliced from 5 exons. Gene Ontology annotation, cellular component: synaptic vesicle membrane; neuromuscular junction. The record is from RefSeq and is a predicted model, not a curated record. The coding region runs from base 383 to 1069 and encodes 228 amino acids. NCBI's taxonomy places the organism in Eukaryota, Metazoa, Chordata, Actinopteri, Siluriformes, Bagridae.
AAUGCAAGGCUAAAACGAUGUUUUGCACUAAUCCACACUUGUUUUAUGGCGAAAAUUCGCUGUUUGGCUAAAGACUGAUGAUUUUCUGUCCAUAUCCUUUUACUGAGGGAGAAAACGCACGAGUUUUGGUGGCACUCGCACGCGCAAGCAGUCACGCGGAUGCGCUCUCGUGCUGCUCUUCCUGCCCAUGAAGCGAGAGAGAGAGAGAGAGAGAGAGAGAGACUUUAGGCUAAGGGGAAGCACAGCUCUGGGACAGGAGUAAACGAGGAUUCGAUUCGAGGGUCAGUUUUUUGGCUUGUUUGUUUGUUUGUUUGUUUGUUUACAGCAUAUCAGUCCGUGUGAGCUGUGGCAUUUGAGCUGAGCGGCACUGGACUGCAGGAGGAUGGAGCAAGCAUACGGGGCAGGAAAAGCUGGAGGAGCCUUCGAUCCAGUAGCGUUCAUCAGGCAGCCACAGCCUAUCCUCCGCAUUGUGUCCUGGAUCUUCUCCAUAGUAGUUUUCGGGUGUAUUGCCAACGAGGGCUAUGUGAACCGACCUGAGGAAGACGAGGAGUACUGCAUCUUUAACCGUAACCAGAAUGCCUGUAACUACGGUGUGACUAUGGGCUCUCUGGCCUUUCUCACUUGUCUUGCCUUUUUGGCCUUGGACGCCUAUUUUCCACAGAUCAGUGGAGUCAAAGACCGUAAGAAAGCCGUUUUGGCAGACGUCAGCAUCUCAGCGGUCUGGGCCUUUCUGUGGUUUGUUGGCUUCUGUUUCCUGACCAAUCAGUGGCAGGCGACUAAUCCUGAAGACAACCCCCUAAACGAGGGUGCAGACGCAGCAAGAGCAGCCAUCACGUUUUCCUUCUUCUCCAUCUUUACCUGGGCUGGUCAGGCUUUACUGGCGUUUCAGAGGUACAAGCUCGGAGCAAGUUCCAGUCUCUUCUCGCAGAACUACUCUGACCCAACCGAGGAUGCAGCAGCACGAUCUGAAGGCACGGAAUACACGGGUUACACAGGAGACAUGGAGGCACCGGGCAGUAUGCAGCCCAACUAUGGUGGAUCUGCUGGUUACCAGAGCCAAGAGUACUGAGGAGCCUUGCGAUCAGCCCAAAGUUUAUCGUAAGAGCCAUGGUGGGCAUAUAUGUGAAAUGAAGAACAUUGCGCAAAGUGGAGUGAGAUCAUGAAACAGAUGCUGGCUAUCUUUUGGUGUUUCAGGAAGCAGUAUGUGGUAUUCAUUGACUUCUCAUUGAAGGGGUUUAAUCUGGGUUAAAUGGGUUGUACAUGGGAGGGGAACUGUUGAUGUGCAACAGUUCUGGUUAAAACAUUUGUAAAAUUCACAAUAUAGGUGUGUGUGAGUGCGUAUGUGUGUGUGUUUCAACCAUUUUGCCUUCAGCUAAAGAGAGCAAAUAGCUGGUAGCUGGUUGAAUUUAAACAUUUUGAGUGUUUUGUUUUGUUUUGUUUUGUUUUUCUAAAGAUCGACGCUUGUAGAUUCCUAAAAGGGAUCCCUUUUAAAAUGAAAACCCUUUGCAGUAAGAUUACAUAUUGUAGAACCCAUACAGGUUUUUCACAAAGGGACAAUCCAAAGAACUUUUUAGGAUGAUUGAUGGAAACUCUUUGUUUUUGUUUUUUCUUUUUUUCCCAAACUGACAAGAAUUACAGAAAUGAUAAAGUAUGUUUGAAGCACAUACAUCUAAUGUGGUGUUUAUAUGGACAAAUUCAUCUGAUUUGGUCUAUGUGUAUAUAUAGGAAAUGAUCUGUACAAAUUUGGAAGGAAACCGUUUCAACUGCAUUCUUCUUUCUUGAACUAUGCAUUCAAUUCUCCUAUCAUUAAUCCCCUAAAGUGGCAUACAGAAGUAUUGAAACUGAUCAUAUAACUUUCAGUAAUCAGGUCCAUAAUAUGCCGCAGUAAUCUUGUAAUAUGAGUGUCAUUAGUGAAGGAAGAUUUUUCUGAAUAGGACUACUAAAUGUUAUUUGAUUUUUCUUUUUAAAUACAGAGAUCUUUGAAUAUAGAAAAACAAUUAAGGAAACCAAAGCUUUUUACAGUCAGCACCAAAAGUAUUUAAUUCCUCUUAUAUCACAGCAAUUUGCUGAUUAUUUAUAAUGACACAUACACCAAUCAGGCAUAAUAUUACGACCAGCAGCCUAAUAUUGUUUUGGCUGUUGCCAAAACAGCCCUGACCCGUCGAGGCAUGGACUCCACUAGAUCCCUACAGGUGUGUUGUGGUAUCUGGCACCAAGAUGUUAGCAGCAGAUCCUUUAAGUCAUCGCAACUUACAGGACUUAAAGGACUCUUUUGAUAGAUACUGACCACUGCAGACCGGGAACACCCCACAAGAGCUGCAGUUUUGGAGAUGAUCUGAUCCAGUGGUCUAGCCAUCACAAUUUGGCCGUUGUCAAACUCGCUCAAAUCCUUACGCUUGCUUAUUUCUCCUGAUUCUAACACAUCAACUUUAAGGACAAAAUGCUCACUUGCUGUCUAAUAUAUCCCACCCACUAACAGGUGCCAUGAUGAGGAGAUAAUCAGUGUUAUUCACUUCACCUCUCACUGCUCAUAAUGUUAUGCCUGAUCGGUGUACAUUUGAUCCAUUAAUAGUUACAUUUAAGUUAGUUCCUGUUAUCUCUUAUGUUUCAGCAGCUAUAUACAGUCACUCCCUCACCAGCCUUAAUUUUGUCUCUAAUGAAUAAGGCAAAAAAUGUCAUGUUUGUGAGAAAUGCAUGUCAAAAAAACUCUAUGCUCUGAUGUAUACAAAGCUCUGACACUCAGCACUCCUUACAAAUAUCGUUAAUAAAAUUCACACAGAAACUUCAACCUGUUCUAACCAAUCAGGUCCGAGAAUUCAACAGUGAUUUGUCUUUGAGUACUGAAAUAACUGCCAGUGAUGUCUAAUUAACAUGGACACACCAGCCAAUAUUUGUCCUGUACACAGUAAAACUCACUUGGUAAUUACACAGCAUGCAUUACUAAAACAUUCUACACGUGUAGCACAUGUACUACAGACCAAGCUAAUUAAAACACUUGGCGUGACAUGGUGUAACCUAAGAACCUGUUUCUAUUUCACUUCACAAAUUGUUGGUUGGUACAAUUUUUAUUAGUUCCUUUUUGUGUACUUGAAGUAAUCAUGGCUUUCAUUGUCCUGUGUGUGAUGUAUACAUCAUGAAGCUGAAACAUGUUUAUACUGUAGGUGUCUUAAAUAACUAUAGACUGUUUUUUUUUGUUUUGUUUUGAAGUGUAGUACAAAUCUGAUUUUGGAGGCAAUAAGAAAAAAAAAAAGACUGCAUUUAUACUGUUUAUAUGUAUCAAGUGCAAUAUCUAUGGUCUCAGCUGUGGAGUUGGUUACGUGUCAUGUGAUUAAAUUAAUAAGUACGAUACUCUAAGAGGAUAUGUGUUUAAUCAUGUCUUAUAUUUUGUUGCGUUCUGAUGUUACUGAUGUGAGCUGGAGUGUUUUAGAGACAAUAAACAAUUGUUGUUUUA